Messenger RNA from Mauremys mutica (yellowpond turtle), 1416 nucleotides. RefSeq names its product LIM domain-binding protein 3-like. Gene Ontology annotation, biological process: heart development; muscle structure development; actin cytoskeleton organization. NCBI's taxonomy places the organism in Eukaryota, Metazoa, Chordata, Testudines, Geoemydidae. Gene Ontology annotation, cellular component: stress fiber; adherens junction; filamentous actin. The record is from RefSeq and is a predicted model, not a curated record. The transcript has 9 exons. Bases 167 to 1237 code for a protein of 356 amino acids. Gene Ontology annotation, molecular function: actin binding; muscle alpha-actinin binding.
CUACGUCACUGGGGAUGCAAGGAUCAGAUAAAUCUGCAGCUGGAGCAACAGGAAAGCCACGAGAGUACCAGAGGACAUUUGCAGAGCUACUCCCAGAGCCUUUUUGGUGACCUGUGUAAAAGAGUUACAAAAUGUCUUACAACGUGACUCUAAAUGGACCUGGACCAUGGGGUUUCCGACUGCAAGGGGGAAAGGACUUCAACAUGCCCUUGACCAUAUCCAGAAUGCACAUAGAUGGUGGAGUGUUGUGCUGGAGGAAGGAGGGCACAAGAGACGUAACAGGCAGGCAGGAGAAAAGAUCACUCCUGGCAGCAAAGCAGCCCAGUCCCACAUGAACCAGGGGGACCUUGUGGUAGCCAUUGAUGGAGUCAACACAGAUGGCAUGACCCACUUAGAGGCCCAGAACAAGAUCAAAUCAGCCAGCUACAACCUGAGCCUUACCCUUCAAAAAUCUAAACGCCCAGCUCCAGUUCCAACAGCCACACCUAAAGUUGACUCUCCCAGGCCUGUAAUUCCCCAUCAGAAGGACCCUGCUUUGGAAAUCAGUGCCAGCAGAACAACCUUCAGUCCUCUAACUAACACAGCGACUGGGCCUUUGGGUAGUAUUUUAGCCACCAAUGGAACGUUUUCAGGCUACCUCAGCAAGCAGGAGAUCAGCUGUUCAAAUAGCUCUUCCGUCUUAAAGACCACUGCAGUUAGAACUUCCAUGGCCUCUCUGUCUGUGACACCUGACAUUUCACCUGCAAAGAGUAACCUAAGUUCAAAACUAAGACCUGUGUUCACUGAUGGCAGUAGUCCUAAACACCAGCUGAGCCCUGCAAGGCAAUAUAACAACCCCAUUGGCCUUUACUCAGCAGAGACUCUAAAGGAAAUGGCUGAGAUGCAUAAAUUAAGUCUCAAACGAAGGGCUUCAGAAGGUGGACUUCCUAGAGGUAGCCUUCCUGUUAAAGAUCCUCACAUAGAUAGUGCCUCUCCAGUGUAUCAGGCUGUGCUUAAAACGCAGAACAAGUCUGAGGAUGAGCUUGACGACUGGACUCGCCGUUCUGCCAAUCUGCAGUCCAAGUCUUUCCGCAUCCUCGCCCAGAUGACGGGAACAGAGUACAUGCAAGACCCGGAUGAAGAAGCCCUGAGGAGAUCAAGGGAAAGGUUUGAAACGGAACGUAACAGCCCACGCUUUGCCAAAUUGCGCAACUGGCAUCAUGGCCUAUCGGCGCAAAUCCUUAAUGUUAAAAGUUAAAAACCCACGUGUAACAAAUAAAUGUGCAAGAUAUAAAAUUACACUAAAGAAUUAACUGCUUUCCUGAGUUAGAACCUGGGGUAUCAUAUAUAUAUACAUACACAGUAAAGACAUAAGAUAGGGGUUUUUCUCUGAGUGCCUGCCUUUAUUGUUUUCUGUUGCUAGCCUGAUAUUUCUCC